AUGGAAAAUCAGAUAAGCCAACUUGCUCAACAAGUGGGUCAAUCUUCAAAGGUUCCGGGUCACUUUCCUGGUAACACCGAGCAACCACCUAAGGGUCAAAUUAAUGUUGUAACUUUGAGGAAUGGUAGAGAGCUAGAAGACCUUCCACCGAAGGUAAUUCAAAAGAAAGUAGUUGCAGUAGAGGAAAAGAUGGUUGAAGCUGAGAAGAUGAUAGAAGAAGAGAAAACUGAAGAGAAGAAAGAGCCCAUUGUCAUUAAACCUUACAAGCCACCUGUACCUUUCCUACAACGAUUGACACAGGCAAAGCUAGAAAAAAAGUAUGGGAAAUUCCUAGACAUUCUAAAGAAGUUGCAGAUCAACAUCCCAUUCUUGGAUGCAAUCUCAGAGAUGCCCUCCUAUGCUAAAUUCCCGAAAGACAUGCUCUCUAACAAGAGGAAAAUCGAAGAGAAUGCAACGGUCUCACUGACAGCUAAAUGCAGUGCUAUAUUGCAAAACAAGCUUCUAAAGAAGCUAGGAGAUCUAGGGAGCUACUCCAUUCCAGUCAAGCUAGGUGACAUCGAAAUAAAGAAGGCUUUAUGUGAUCUAGGGGCAAGUGUCAGUCUUAUGCCCCUAUCAAUUUACAAGAAACUUCAGAUAGGUGAAUUAAAACCCACGCGCAUCUCCCUACAAUUGGCAGAAAGAUCGGUGAAAUUUCCUUUAGGUAUUCUUGAGGAUGUGCCAUUUAGAGUUGGAAAAUUCUUCAUCCCUUGUGAUUUUAUAGUUAUGGAGAUGGAAGAAGAUGCGCAAGUCCCUAUCAUUCUAGGAAAACCCUUCUUGGCCACUGUUGGGGCCACUGUUGACAUGAAGAAUGGGAAAAUCACCUUUGAAGUGGGUAAUGAGAAGGUGGAGUAUUCACUCACAAGUUCUAUGGAUUCUCCUUCUAAAGAGGAAAAAAUUUAUAGUGUGGAUGCUCUAGAUGAAUUAGUGGAAGCUAAGGCCACAGAUUUACAACUCGAUGUUUCAUUGCAGAUGAUCUUAAUGGGGAGUGCAGAUAAAGAGGAUUAG
Molecule: messenger RNA, 1044 nt
Organism: Ricinus communis (castor bean)
Lineage: Eukaryota; Viridiplantae; Streptophyta; Magnoliopsida; Malpighiales; Euphorbiaceae
Exons: 1
Coding region: 1-1044 (347 amino acids)
Source: RefSeq, a predicted model, not a curated record